Castor canadensis (American beaver) is the source of this 4649-nucleotide messenger RNA. It is a transcript of the gene Znf740, whose product is annotated as zinc finger protein 740. The record is from RefSeq and is a predicted model, not a curated record. Gene Ontology annotation, molecular function: RNA polymerase II cis-regulatory region sequence-specific DNA binding; DNA-binding transcription factor activity, RNA polymerase II-specific. NCBI's taxonomy places the organism in Eukaryota, Metazoa, Chordata, Mammalia, Rodentia, Castoridae. Gene Ontology annotation, biological process: regulation of transcription by RNA polymerase II.
CCGGGGAAACGGGCCCCGGGUUGGUGUUUGUAAACUUGCCUCGGUCCCGGCGGGGGCAGCGGCGGCCGAGGGGGUUGGCACCGUGUGCAGGGGCCUGAAGGAGGCGCCGCGCAACAAGGGAGACAGCUAGAGGCCGCGCCUGGCAGGUUUCUGGAAUAGAUCUAGAGCUUCAUCAAGAGACGUCAACUGGAAAAGCAAGACUGGCAUACUAUUCUUUGGACAAUAGGUAGAAACUAGACAGAAACCAGGGAUUCUUGGAACAACUGUUUUCCCUUUGGAGGACACUACAUUCUUUUGGAAGACAAAGGCAGUUCAAUAUGGCAGCAGGACUGAAAGAACACGAAGGAGCCAUUACCGUGAUUUGGUGACAGUUCUUCAAAACAACAGUGUCAAGGAGAGCUGGAUCAAGCACCUCCUGAACUUUUGAGUUCAUUAAGUGAAAAAUCAGCAUGGCUCAGGUAAAAAGCUCUAGAGUCCUCCUUCAAGACCAUUCACUGGGAAGCCUCUUUGCAAUGUCACUCUUGAAUGCUGCCUUAGUCAAGAAUAUUGACCAACCCCAGUGAGCCAAGCUCUGUAUUAAGCACCAGGGGGAGAUCUAGAGGAAGGAAAGGAGACAGGACACAGCCCCUGCGUUCAGGGAGCUUCCAGUCAAAUGAAGGAGGCAAGUCUCCUGGCUUGUGAAGGCCUAGCAGGUGUGAGUUUGGUUCCCACUGCAGCCAGCAAGAAGAUGAUGCUGAGCCAGAUUGCCAGCAAGCAGGCCGAGAAUGGCGAGCGGGCAGGUAGCCCUGAUGUGCUGAGGUGCUCGAGUCAGGGUCACCGAAAAGACAGUGAUAAGUCCCGGAGCCGCAAAGAUGAUGACAGCUUGGCUGAGACCUCUCAUUCAAAAAAAACUGUUAAAAAGGUGGUGGUAGUGGAACAAAAUGGUUCUUUUCAAGUAAAGAUUCCCAAAAAUUUUAUUUGUGAACACUGCUUUGGAGCCUUUAGGAGCAGUUACCACCUCAAGAGGCACAUCCUUAUUCACACUGGUGAGAAACCGUUUGAGUGUGAUAUAUGUGACAUGCGCUUCAUCCAGAAAUACCACCUGGAACGCCACAAGCGUGUGCACAGUGGCGAAAAGCCUUACCAGUGUGAACGGUGUCAUCAGUGUUUUUCUCGGACAGAUCGAUUACUCAGACAUAAACGGAUGUGCCAAGGGUGCCAGUCCAAGACUUCCGACGGGCAGUUUUCACUAUAGGUGCAAGGGGCCCUGGGUGGUGGGAGUGAUCAGAAGAGUCUACCGAAGAGUGCACCUCCUCUGGUCUGAUGGUCCCACCACCACCCCGUCUGAACCUGUCCCCCUCCUGGAGGAGUGGACCCAGGAGACCAGAAGAGUGCAUCAGGGGACAGUGGCUCCAGAGCUUCAGCUCUGUAAAUAAUCUGAGACUUUGAGUAUCUCGGGGAAGUUCCUACAGCAUUCCUGGGUAGGGAAGCUAGUCCCUGGACCCUUGGCUGAGAUCAUAGGGUACAUAGGGUACAGGACCAAGACUAACAUGUGGCUCCCACAACCUUGGACUCCAGCUGGCAGCUGAAAUGGAAAAGACUGUGGAAGGGGAUUUGUUUGUUCUGUUUUUGUUUUUGUUUACCCAAAAUCAAUUUCAGCAGGUAAACUGUGGGUGCAGGUAAUCUGAGGGCAUAAAGUCCUAGUCCAGAGCAGGGACGACUGGUCCAGCCCUCCCCCGAAAUUGAGUUUUUAGUUAAAAUAGAUCCUCAAUGUUCCACAGCCCUGCACCUUACCUCCUGUUUGAGGGAGAAUAGGACCAGGAAUGGCAGCUGAGCUUACUUUGGCCUUCUUAUACACUGUAGGGACAAAACAAAAAAUGGUGGGAAAAGUACACAUGGGCUGUGGAUCCAAGAAGAGUGGGCAGUACCUCUUACCUCCUCAAGAAAAGAGGAAGACUUGUGCCCAUGGGUGUUGUGAUCUCCCAUGCUGAUGCCACACUGGUACCUAAUGGGGUCAGCUCAAGUGCCUUUUGAAGGAGACUUGGGUAAGAGAGGCCCAUGAAGCCCUUUCCUUCUCUCUGGGCAAUUAGUCUUGGAUAUGGUUUGUGGCUACCUCACUGUCAUUGACUCCUAAAGCCAGACAGAGGUGUUGAGCAGGGAAUUGUGGAUGUCAGAGUGGGUUCUCUCCUUGUGCUCUCGUAGGAACAACCUAAGAUUAGUUCCAAGUUGGCUAACACCUUUUUGAGAAACAAAGGAACUUGUUGACCCCUGACAUGACUGUAACAUGAUAGGAGCCAUUCUUCCUGCCCAAGUCUUAUCACUGUAUUCAGGUAGAGGAGAUGGGGCUGUGAUCUUUGGUCCCAUAGAACAAGAUCUUGGCUUCCUUCUUGAUGGCCAUCCCUGUAAGUAAUGGGGAAUGAGGGUUGCUACAGAGGAAAGACUGCAGGAAAAAACCUAAUGUAGGUUUUAUUCUUAACCAUACUCUUUGCUCCCCUCUGCUCCAACACCACCACCCUGUCCACCCUCCAAAAAGUGAUCAGAUGUCUUUUUUGUGUGUGCUAUGUGAGUGGUUGUAUUUGUAUGCUUGGAGAAAAUGGUGUAUUACUGAGCCAAAACCUUCUUUGGCCCUUAAUUUAAGAAAAGAUGAGCAUAAAACAGCCUCUUCCCACCCUGACCUGAAAGGUGUUUUGAGUCCCAGCAGGAGCUGAGAAACUCAAUUAGGGAACAGAAGGGCAUUGUUCCAAAAGGGUUUUUGUUUUAGAUUGAUUCAACAGUCUAGUGGUUAGGGUGUUUCUAACUCAGCUAGGGCUUGUGAACAUGGAUUUUUCUAAAGUAAAAUAAAAACCUUCUUUCUUCCUGCUGAAGGAAGGAUCCUUACGGGAAAUUCUGGGGUUUGACUGACCCUUUUCCCUCUCUCCCCCUGUGGCCUAUCCUGAUUCAUGGGGGUGGGGGAACAUGUCUUAGUAAUUGUGGAGACUGGGUGAACCUGAAUACUGAGCUGUUGGUGGAGAUCUGAGAUUGCAACCUCCAAGAAAUGUGAUUCAUUACCCAGAAAAUGAGGGAAUAGACAGCAGCAUAAUCCUGGUUAUUGCCAUUUCCAAGGGGUGAAGGUAGGAAUACUUCAGGGAAAAAGGAAGGAGACGUGGCACCCUUCAGCUUUUCCCUGACAGCACCUGAGAUUCUUUGGGGAAAAUGCUGAGGAAAUUUUGCUGCCAUGUGUUCUUGUAACUUUCUGCUGACACUCCUAUUUUAUGUAGUCCAGAACCCUACAAGUAGGGGCAUCUUUACAUGUGAGCCAGCCCCCUUCCUGUUAACAGGACACUGCUGGGACUGGAAUUUUUGUCACUCAACUCUUGGCAGGAGGAUAUAUUGAAAAAUCUAUCCUCCAAAAAGUGCUUUUGAAAGUAGGAAUCACCCUCCCUGCUACUUACAGGUGAUCUGUUUGGGAUGAGAGUGUGUGUAGAGUUCCAUGAGUGAUCCAUGCCCCUGUGUGUAUGAAUGUAUGUCAUAGGUCUGAAUGUCCCCAGAAGCCAGGUGUGGUGGUACACACCUGUAAUCCCAGCACUUGUAGGGCUAAGGCAGGAGGAGUCUGAGUGUGAGGCCAUCCUGGGCUAUGUAGCAAAACCCAGUCUCAAAAAGUCAGUUAACAGAAUGUACCAUGGCUUCUGCAGACCUUUACUUCCUGCCCAGGUGGGAGGAAGGAAGGGAACUUCUACCACAACCACUUCCUUCCAAGGAUUGGGUGUGAGGAAUACAGGAGCAUGUGGUUAUUCGGGUGCUGAUGUUUUGGGGUAAUGGAUGUGAAGAAAGAUGAGCAAAUGGGUGAAUUGUGACUGAUCUCCCAGAGGCCCCAGAAGUCCCAUAUUUACCCUAGGAAAACCAUAGACUAAGACCACGGCACCACCUGGACCCAUUGCACCACCCCUCCAUUGCUGGGUUGGAACCUAGCACUGGAAAGAUGUGUUUGGAGCGUAGGAAAUGGAGAUAGGACAGGCGCUCAGAGACCAGCACAUGGGCUUGGUUCCUGGGUGUGCUUCUGCUUCAGGCUGUACCAGCCCUGCCCUUCCCAGUACCCCAUCUUUUCCAUCCACUGCCAGCAGCCUCUUGUCAUCACUUAGCUACUGAUUGUGCCCCAUGGCUUGACAUUGGAGGGUUGAAAUGAGUGGCAUUACCACAGCGUUUAACCCUCUCCCCAGGCACACAUUUCCUGUGCUGUGGCCCUGGGGCUUUUAUCUUCAAUCCCCUUCCUACCCUUUCUCUCCACCUUUUUUUUUUUUUUUAAUAUACUUAUUUUGCUAUGGGGGAGGGAACUAUCAAAUGAACAAGAUCACUUUUAAAUGGUAGUUUUUAUAAGAUGUUAUAAACUUGUAUCUUUUUACCAUUAAAGUGCAGUGUAUGUUCCUUCGUGAUAUAUUUAGGAUAUUUAAAUAAAAAGAAUGGGGCUUUUCUACAUUCCAUCUCCUAUUUGGGAAGACUAUCCUUUGGGGAAGCUUUUUCAUUGGAUACUAGAAUGAUUUUCUUUCCCCCAUUCCCCCAGUAUAGCCACCCUACAACUUUCAGUGCUCUGUAAACUUUUUUAAAUUCCUCUUCUGCCAGGUGCAGGUAGGUGGCUCAUCCCUAUAAUCCUAGCUACUCAGGAGAUAGAGAUGAGGAGGAUCAUGGUUUGAAAC